GGGGCUGCUUGUAGGGGGAUGGAAAAAACUGAGGCUGAAAAAAAAAAAAAAUCAUGCUGCUGAAAUUUCAGCAAGAGGGGAAAAGAGAGAGCGCGUGAGAGAGAGACAGCAAAGCAGUCCCAGGCUUCCUCCUCUCUUUCACGUCAGAGGCAGGACCCGACUGUGCUAAGGCUGUUGGCUCAACACGCAGAGGAGACUGGCAGACCCAGGGAGAGUGAGAGAAGGGGGUCCUCCCUGACCCAAGGAAUUACCACUAGUGGAGUGAAGCCACCUGACUUUUUGAUCUUAUUUUGCUUGCCUCCUCAUUCUCCUUCCACCCGUAGCCCUGACAGCUUGGGUUUCAUUUCUUUCGUAGAUCCUUGUCUCUUCCUCCCAGAAAAGGAGGAAGGGAAGAGAAGGGAGAGAGGUGGGCUCCCUAGGUGAGCGCAUCAGCUGGCUCCAGCCUGAGCAGACAACAAUUUUCUUCCCAGGAAGCUCCUCUCGCUUCUCGGCCGCCCACCCCCAGCCUGGGUGGCUGUAUCAUUUUAACUGCAUAGAGGGAGGUCUCUUUUGGAGUUAGGAUUGAAAGAACGUGCAGCGAAGAGAAAACAUCGAAGACACCAUCACGAAAGAUUCGCACAACUCCAUGCUGUGUGCUGCAGGCUGGUCCUGAACCCAGAGCUCUGGCUGAGAGGAUGGGGGCAGAUGGGGAAACAGUGGUUCUGAAGAACAUGCUCAUUGGCGUCAACCUGAUCCUUCUGGGCUCCAUGCUCAAGCCUUCGGAGUGUCAGCUGGAGGUCACCACAGAAAGGGUGCAGAGACAGUCAAUGGAGGAGGAGGGGGGCAUUGCCAACUACAACACAUCCAGCAAAGAGCAGCCUGUGGUCUUCAACCAUGUGUACAGCAUUAACGUGCCCCUGGACAGCCUCUGCUCCUCGGGGCUGGAGGCCUCUGCUGAGCAGGAGGUGAGUGCAGAAGACGAGACUCUGGCAGAGUACACAGGCCAGACCUCAGACCACGAGAGCCAGGUCACCUUUACACACAGGAUCAACCUCCCCAAAAAGGUCUGCCCAUGUGCCAGUUCAGCCCAGGUGCUGCAGGAGCUGCUGAGCCGGAUCGAGAUGCUGGAGAGGGAGGUGUCGGUGCUGCGAGACCAGUGCAAUGCCAACUGCUGCCAAGAGAGUGCUGCCACAGGACAACUGGACUAUAUCCCUCACUGCAGUGGCCACGGCAACUUUAGCUUUGAGUCCUGUGGCUGCAUCUGCAACGAAGGCUGGUUUGGCAAGAACUGCUCGGAGCCCUACUGCCCGCUGGGUUGCUCCAGCCGGGGGGUGUGUGUGGAUGGCCAGUGCAUCUGUGACAGCGAGUACAGCGGGGAUGACUGCUCCGAACUGCGGUGUCCGACAGACUGCAGCUCCCGGGGGCUCUGCGUGGACGGGGAAUGUGUCUGUGAAGAGCCCUACACUGGCGAGGACUGCAGGGAACUGAGGUGUCCCGGGGACUGUUCGGGGAAGGGGAGAUGUGCCAACGGUACCUGUUUAUGCGAGGAGGGCUACGUUGGUGAGGACUGCAGCCAGCGGCAGUGUCUGAAUGCCUGCAGUGGGCGAGGACACUGUGAGGAGGGGCUCUGCAUCUGUGAAGAGGGCUACCAGGGCCCUGACUGCUCAGCAGUUGCCCCUCCAGAGGACUUGCGAGUGGCUGGUAUCAGCGACAGGUCCAUUGAGCUGGAAUGGGACGGGCCGAUGGCAGUGACGGAAUAUGUGAUCUCUUACCAGCCGACGGCCCUGGGGGGCCUCCAGCUCCAGCAGCGGGUGCCUGGAGAUUGGAGUGGUAUCAUCAUCACGGAGCUGGAGCCAGGUCUCACCUACAACAUCAGCGUCUACGCUGUCAUUAGCAACAUCCUCAGCCUUCCCAUCACUGCCAAGGUGGCCACCCAUCUCUCCACUCCUCAAGGGCUACAAUUUAAGACGAUCACAGAGACCACCGUGGAGGUGCAGUGGGAGCCCUUCUCAUUUUCCUUCGAUGGGUGGGAAAUCAGCUUCAUUCCAAAGAACAAUGAAGGAGGAGUGAUUGCUCAGGUCCCCAGCGAUGUUACAUCCUUUAACCAGACGGGGCUAAAGCCUGGGGAGGAAUACAUUGUCAAUGUGGUGGCUCUGAAAGAACAAGCCCGGAGCCCCCCUACCUCGGCCAGCGUCUCCACAGUCAUUGACGGCCCCACGCAGAUCCUGGUUCGAGAUGUCUCCGACACCGUGGCUUUUGUGGAGUGGAUCCCCCCUCGAGCCAAAGUCGAUUUCAUUCUCUUGAAAUACGGCCUGGUGGGCGGGGAAGGCGGGAGGACCACCUUCCGGCUGCAGCCUCCCCUGAGCCAAUACUCGGUGCAGGCCCUGCGGCCCGGCUCCCGCUACGAGGUGUCAGUCAGCGCCGUCCGCGGGACCAACGAGAGCGAUUCUGCCACCACUCAGUUCACGACAGAGAUCGAUGCCCCUAAGAACUUGCGGGUUGGUUCUCGCACAGCAACCAGCCUUGACCUCGAGUGGGAUAACAGCGAGGCCGAAGUUCAGGAGUACAAGGUUGUAUACAGCACCCUGGCGGGUGAGCAGUAUCACGAGGUACUGAUCCCCAAGGGCAUUGGUCCAACCACCAGGGCCACCCUGACAGAUCUGGUACCUGGCACUGAGUAUGGAGUUGGAAUAUCUGCCAUCAUGAACUCACAGCAAAGUGUGCCAGCCACCAUGAAUGCCAGGACUGAACUUGACAGUCCCCGAGACCUCAUGGUGACAGCCUCCUCGGAGACCUCCAUCUCCCUCAUCUGGACCAAGGCCAGUGGCCCCAUUGACCACUACCGAAUCACCUUUACCCCAUCCUCUGGGAUUGCCUCGGAAGUCACUGUACCCAAGGACAGGACCUCAUACACACUGACAGAUCUAGAGCCUGGGGCAGAGUACAUCAUUUCCAUCACCGCUGAGAGGGGUCGGCAGCAGAGCUUGGAGUCCACUGUGGAUGCUUUCACAGGCUUCCGUCCCAUAUCACAUCUGCACUUUUCUCACGUGACCUCCUCCAGUGUGAACAUCACUUGGAGUGACCCAUCUCCCCCAGCAGACAGACUCAUUCUGAACUACAGCCCCAGGGAUGAGGAGGAAGAGAUGACAGAGGUCUCCCUGGAUGCCACCAAGAGGCAUGCUGUCCUGAUGGGCCUGCAGCCGGCCACAGAGUAUAUUGUGAACCUUGUGGCUGUCCAUGGCACAGUGACCUCUGAGCCCAUUGUGGGCUCCAUCACCACAGGAAUUGAUCCCCCCAAAGAUAUCACAAUUAGCAAUGUGACCAAGGACUCAGUGAUGGUCUCCUGGAGCCCUCCUGUUGCAUCUUUUGAUUACUACCGAGUAUCAUAUCGACCCACUCAAGUGGGACGACUAGACAGCUCAGUGGUGCCCAACACUGUGACAGAAUUCACUAUCACCAGACUAUAUCCAGCUACUGAAUACGAAAUCAGCCUCAACAGCGUGCGGGGCAGGGAGGAAAGUGAGCGCAUCUGCACUCUCGUGCACACAGCCAUGGACAACCCUGUGGAUCUGAUUGCUACCAACAUCACUCCAACAGAAGCCCUGCUGCAGUGGAAGGCGCCAGUGGGUGAGGUGGAGAACUAUGUCAUUGUCCUCACACACUUCACAGUUGCUGGAGAGACCAUCCUGGUUGAUGGAGUCAGUGAGGAAUUCCAGCUUGUUGACCUGCUUCCUAGUACCCACUAUACCGCCACCAUGUAUGCCACCAAUGGGCCUCUCACCAGUGGCACCAUCAGCACCAACUUUUCUACUCUCCUGGACCCUCCGGCAAACCUGACAGCCAGUGAAGUCACCAGACAAAGUGCCCUGAUCUCCUGGCAGCCUCCCAGGGCAGAGAUUGAAAAUUAUGUCUUGACCUACAAAUCUACCGAUGGAAGCCGCAAGGAGCUGAUUGUGGAUGCAGAAGACACCUGGAUUCGACUGGAGGGCCUGCUGGAGAACACAGACUACAUGGUGCUUCUGCAGGCAGCACAGGACACCGCGUGGAGCAGCAUCACCUCCACCACCUUCACCACAGGGGGCCGGGUGUUCCCUCAUCCUCAAGACUGUGCCCAGCAUUUGAUGAAUGGAGACACUCUGAGUGGGGUUUACACCAUCUUCCUCAAUGGGGAGCUGAGCCAAAAGUUACAAGUGUACUGUGACAUGACCACCGACGGGGGCGGCUGGAUUGUAUUUCAGAGGCGGCAAAAUGGCCUAACUGAUUUUUUCCGGAAAUGGGCUGAUUACCGUGUUGGCUUCGGGAACCUGGAGGAUGAGUUCUGGCUGGGUUAUUUAGUGCCUUAUAUGUCUCAUGUCAUCAGAGAUGCCAUCCACACUGGGAAACACUGUUCUAAACUAUGAGCUGCUGAAAAGAAGGCCACAGAUAUUCAGAGAAGGAAGAGACCAGCUUCAUGGAGAAGGCAUUGAGGGAUGAGUCAGUCAGAAGAAUGGAGGAAGAAAAGGGAUGAAAAGGAGGGAAGGCAGGAAUUCUUUUGACAACUACAAACUGAGGCCAGGGAGGAAACCCAUCCACUGAGAGGAAAGGUGCAAGUGAGGGAAAGAAAACGAUGAGGUGAGUGGGUUGAAUAAAGGCACAGCAUGGAACUUAAAAAUCUCAAAGAGAAGUCUUGACUUGAUGAUGUAGGUAAGAGGGAGACAGGGAGGGUUCUUGCAGAGGCAAGGCCUGGUGCGGUGCAGUUUGGCAGCAAUACUCAGGUUGGGGAUAACACUAUGACCCAUAGUUUAUGUCUUAUAUGGGGUUCUACAGAAGCAGAGACUGAAACAGGAAUUCUUGUUCAAGUGAUUUACUUGGGGAGUUCAUUGGGGAGAAGGGGAAUGGGGGAAGCAAAAUAGGCCGGAGAAAGCUGCAAAAAUGUGGUUUUGGCUGGAGACUCACUUCAGUGUGAUCCCUAGGGAAGCUCGGGAGCAUGAAUUGCUCCUCAGAGCUGGCUACCACUUAGGCAAGGAAGCCAAGCUUUUGUACCCCUCCACAUUAGUCAUUGAUGAAGGUCUGCUACAAGGCAUGAGGGGAGAGAGCUUCACUUCCAGGAUGAAGUGAUUCCCAUUUGGUCAAGGGCAAUUUUCCAAGAAGAAGGUGGCUGCAAGUUGCUAACAGACAAUGCUUGUAGCAGCUCCGCAGCUGUCAGGUGGAUCUGACAAUUAAAGACAUCCGGCAGGGCACCAUCAGAAUCUACUACAUCUGCACAGGCACAAGUCCAGGCUGGGUUGUGGGUCAGCAACUCAGCCAACAGCAAACGGCAGUCAAAUAGCCUUCGACUUACAAUCAAGGCAAAGCUCUAAACCUCAAAUGGGACAGGAAAGCCAAAACACCUGGAUGGCCUUCAGCCAAUCAUUUCAUCUCUGUUGGACUUCAGUUUCCUCUUCUGCGAAACAGACUGGCCUGAGUCCCCACUAAAUUCCCUACAGUCUCUGCAAAUUGUUUGAUUCUAAGUCACGGCGUACUCAAAUAGAUAUCAGAUGUCACAGCAAAGCAAGGUGACCCUACUUCAGUAAGCAGAUAGAAAUCAGGAGGGCUCAGAGAGAUUACCAGCAACACAGGGUGAAUGGUCCAAAGUUUGGGCAGGUAGAUCAAAAUUGGAGAGUCCCAGGGCAUGGCCAACCAGGACAAACAAGCAAGAAAAUGUAUGUAAGAAAAUAUCACCAAGGAGGGAUCUGGACUCUGCCUAACCUGUGAACUUACAAAGGUUUGCGCCUUACAAAAAUCUAUUAGACCAAGGCCUGGGAAGCUUAGAAACAAAGGAGGAAGCAGAUGAAUGAGGGUAACUGGCCGAAAAUACCAGUGGAAAGGUCACAGUGCAAAUGUAGCAGGCAGAUUAGAGAGAAAGGGAAUGGAGACAUAUUCUAUGACCGGGCUAUGGAGCCCCAGGAGGCCUGGAGGCCGAAGGCAGGAGACGCAGUGUCGGGAAAAGUGGACAGAGCCCUUCCUGCAGGCUAAUAGGAGAUGUCCCAGAGGCUCUGAACUCCUCUAAUUAGUGUUCCAUCUCUUACUUUCGAUCACUCACACCCAAGGACUCACACCCAUGUAAUACCUCUUGUAAUUUUCUUCCAGUACCAUGAUUUGGCAGAGGAGGUGACAGGGGACAGGGCCAGGAAUCUUGAGGCUCAGGGUUUGUCAGUUACUGACUCAAGAGGAGGUAUUAGGACCCCUGAGUUUCCCAUGUUGGGAACUCAUCAGCAGAGCUGGGCCGGCCUCUUUGCAAGAAGAAAUUCAGUCUGCCGGGGUCCAUUUGGUAAUAAACUGUGAAGCACCAAGGCCAAAAGCAAUCUGGAGUCCCCUCCUCUUCCCUGUAAUAUGUUUUGAGGCCACAGAUGCAUUUACCUCCCAUUUUCCAAAGCUGCUGGGGGCCAGUCUCAGCGCAUUUUCUGC
This is a messenger RNA of Cebus imitator (Panamanian white-faced capuchin), 6405 nucleotides long. It is a transcript of the gene TNR, whose product is annotated as tenascin R. NCBI's taxonomy places the organism in Eukaryota, Metazoa, Chordata, Mammalia, Primates, Cebidae. The transcript has 21 exons. The record is from RefSeq and is a predicted model, not a curated record. Gene Ontology annotation, molecular function: protein binding. Bases 675 to 4379 code for a protein of 1234 amino acids.